Triplophysa rosa is the source of this 1326-nucleotide messenger RNA. RefSeq names its product atypical chemokine receptor 4a (gene ackr4a). Gene Ontology annotation, cellular component: membrane. NCBI's taxonomy places the organism in Eukaryota, Metazoa, Chordata, Actinopteri, Cypriniformes, Nemacheilidae. The transcript has 3 exons. The record is from RefSeq and is a predicted model, not a curated record. Gene Ontology annotation, biological process: immune response; chemotaxis; G protein-coupled receptor signaling pathway. Gene Ontology annotation, molecular function: scavenger receptor activity; chemokine binding; chemokine receptor activity. The coding region runs from base 203 to 1300 and encodes 365 amino acids.
CUUUUUUUUCAGAGGUCACAAUUAUUUAAAGAUUAAAGCUUCGGUCUUUUUCACACUGUUUAACGAACCAUUUAGUGAUGAUAAAACUAUAUUUUGGCAGUAAAACCGAAAACUUUGCCGGAAGAAGAACAGACAGAAACAAUCUGCUCUGCCCUCAGGCAAAGCCCCGAAUCUCACGAGCGCUAUCAACUUCAGUGGAAAAAUGGAAAGCUCAGAGGAAGAUUACUAUGACUACACUGAAUAUAACAACAACAGCUCGAACUUCAGCUAUGAUGACUAUCAGACCAUUUGUGAGAAGAGCGACGUACGCUCCUUUGUCAGGAUCUUCCUCCCAGUUGUUUUUGGGUUAUGUCUUGUGAUAGGUUUAGCAGGGAAUGCCCUGGUCUUGGCAGUCUAUGCUUACUGCAAGCAACUAAAAACACUAACUGACGUGUUUAUAGUUCACCUGGCCGUAGCCGAUCUGUUGCUUCUCCUGACGUUGCCGUUCUGGGCAGCUGAUGCGGUCCACGGCUGGGAGCUUGGAGUGACUCUCUGUAAACUUGUCUCUUCCUUAUACACCAUCAACUUCACCUGCAGUAUGAUGCUUCUGGCCCACAUCAGUCUGGAUCAGUAUCUGGCUUUGAUGGCGGGAGACAGAAGCAGAGGCCUUGCGCAAAUCUUUCAAAAGAAACACUCCGGAAAGCUUUGUUUUGGGGGGUGGACCGUUGCAUGUUUUCUUGGCAUCCCUGAUUUAGUGUUUUCAACCGUCAGUGAGUUUCAUCACAAGAAGAGAUGUCUGGCAAUGUAUCCAUCAGACGUGGCGCAUAAAGCUAAAGCCAGUCUGGAGGUGAUGGAAGUCAUGAUAGGCUUUUUGUUUCCUCUGUUGGUGAUGCUGUACUGUUACAUCUGUGUGGGACGGGCCCUGGUGAUGCUCCCGGCAGAGAGGAGGUCGAGGAAGUGGAGGUCUAUCCGUGUGCUGUUGGCUAUGGUGGGAGUGUUUGUGGUCACACAGCUACCCUACAAUGUGGUGAAGUUCUUCCGGGCCAUGAACAUCGUGUACACAUUUGUGACUCACUGUGGACUUAGUAAAGGGCUGGACAGGGCUAUGCAGAUCACAGAGGGCCUUGCGUUGACGCACUGUUGUUUAAACCCCGUUCUUUAUACCUUCAUCGGUUCAUCCUUUAGACAGCACGUCUUGAAAUGCGCCAAAGGCUUCGGAGACCGAGGGAGGAGACUGGCACGUGUACGAGAGCAACAGGAAGUGAACAUCUCCUUAAAUUCCCAUUCGCAGUCCCAAGAGACAAGCACCUUUUCGAUUUGAGCCUAUUGAAGAGAAAAGAGGUGGUG